Messenger RNA from Siniperca chuatsi (mandarin fish), 2125 nucleotides. Its product is annotated as protein TsetseEP-like. The coding region runs from base 230 to 1135 and encodes 301 amino acids. NCBI's taxonomy places the organism in Eukaryota, Metazoa, Chordata, Actinopteri, Centrarchiformes, Sinipercidae. The record is from RefSeq and is a predicted model, not a curated record. The transcript is spliced from 3 exons.
AGUGAAUUAAUUAAGUUAAUCCUCUGGGGACCGAGAAUGUCUGAACAAAAUUUCAUGUCAAUCCAUCCGUCCUUCCUUUGGUCCAGGUCCAGUCCAUCUGGACUGAAGCAGUGGACCGACAGACAUUAGCAUCCAUAGAGCAGCACUGCUAGUGUGUCUAAAGAGACAAUAAAAGAAGAGACAGUCAUGUUGAUAUGAACAUGAGAGAAACACAUCAUGGAGCUGAAAUAUGAUCCUGGCUCAUAAUUUGGACUCAUUCACCUCAGCUGACACAUUCAGCAGCAGACAGGUUUUUGUAUCAGUCUGUUUCACUGUGGGAGGAUACUACUACGACAUCUUUGGCUCUGGAACUAAACUGUAUGUAACAGAUAAGCAGGUGGUGAAGCCUGUGGUGAGCGUGUACCCAGCAGUAUCCAGAGCCCACCUGGCGGGGAAGAGCUCCCUGCUGUGUCUGGCCUCAGCCAUGUUUCCUCCUCUGGUCCAGUUCUCCUGGAAAAGACGAAAGGAGAAUGGUCCUCUGGAGGAUCUGCCCCCUGCUGAGGGAGAGCAGCUGGAGCUCAGAGAGUCGGGAUGCACCGCCGCCAUCAGAGUGAUUGAUCAGGACGCUCUCCACACAUAUAAAUACCGCUGCUACGUCCAGCACGAGGGGGGCACAGUGGAGGCCCAAACAGAACAAGUGAUUUCUGCACCACCAGUACCUCUACCUACACCUCUACAAGCACCCCCACCAUCACUUCCACGAACCCCUCCACCAGCACCUCUACCAACAUCUCCACCAGCACCUCAACCAGCACCUCCACCAUCACUUCCACGAACCCCUCCACCAGCUCCUCUACCAACACCUCCACCAUCACUUCCACAAACCCCUCCACCAGCACCUCCACCAACACUUCCACGAACCCCUCCACCAGCACCUCUACCAGCACCUCCACCAUCACUUACACCAAUACCUCCACCGUCACCUCCACCAGCACCUCCACCAGCAGCUUCUGUCCAGUCUCAGUGCAGGUUGAAGCUGCUCUGUUUGCUGUACACAGUGCUGAUAGUGAAGAGUCUGGUGUACUGCUGUGGACUCUCUCUGCUGAUGAUCCUCAGAAACAAGGGACCGUCCACUGACCGCACACAUGCUGACUGACCAUCAAAUCUCAUCAAUUCAUCUCAUUUAUCACUUUGAUCAGCUGUCAGAAAUGUCAAUUAUGACGUGUUGUAUAAUAAUAGAAAAUAAAGCAGAAUUUAUUUAAUUUAAUAUUUUAUUGUUUAUAGUAUUUUUCUGUUCUUGUGUUUCUUUUUAAUACAUUAUGCAGAGUGUGGCAGGUUUGUCAAGUCUUUCUGUGUAACAUUCUCAAUAAACUGAAAAAUCACAGUCUGUGUUUCAUAAAUAUCCUUGUUUUAUGGAUUUCAGUUUCAUAGUAAAUAAUCAGAAACAGAAUCAACUUCAUUGGCCGUGUAUGUUGACACCUACAAGUAAUGUGACUCUGGUUGUAAGUAGCUCUCAAUAUACUGUCACACAGCGCCAAGAACAAAUGUACAGGAAGAUAUGAAUAUAAGCAUAUAGCUAAACAAGGACAACAAAGAUAAGCAAACACAAACAUACAGCUAUUAUAUACAAGUCAGUAGGUGUGGGUGUGCCACCAGGUUCACUGCUGACCCCCUUUAAUAAUUGUGUCAGUGUGGAUGUAAAACUCUACGCUGAUGACACAGUUGUUUCCACACAUGAACAAACAGCAGAGCGAGCUGCUGUGGAGCUACAACUGCUAUAAAAUGAUCACACAGUGGCUUCAUCAGUCAGGCUGACGUCUGAAUGUUGGCAACAUGAUGGGUGUGUUUAUUUUUGUUUUAUUUUAACCAAUAAAAUGUCACUUGACUCUUACAGCUUUAUCAAGAUGAAAUAGACUGGUAUAGUUACUGAUCAUAUGUAAAAUAUGAUUUACAUUUAUGUAACACAUUUCAAGACAGAAUCACAAAAUGCCUCACAAAGAAAUACAAAUGUUAUAUUUUUUAUUUUCAAAACAUUAUAUAUGACAAAUUCUGAUUCAAAACAUGUUAAAAAUGAAGGAAAUGAACAGAUAAAUUAGAACAAUUAGAACUUGUCUUUGUAUUGAAGUUGUAUUAAAAUGUAUGCACG